This is a messenger RNA of Callorhinchus milii (elephant shark), 2136 nucleotides long. It is a transcript of the gene mif4gdb, whose product is annotated as MIF4G domain containing b. The transcript is spliced from 6 exons. Gene Ontology annotation, biological process: regulation of translational initiation. Lineage: Eukaryota; Metazoa; Chordata; Chondrichthyes; Chimaeriformes; Callorhinchidae. Gene Ontology annotation, molecular function: RNA binding; translation activator activity; protein binding. The record is from RefSeq and is a predicted model, not a curated record. Gene Ontology annotation, cellular component: cytosol. The coding region runs from base 579 to 1265 and encodes 228 amino acids.
GGGGGGAGGGUGGGGGGGGAGUGGGGAGAGAGUAAACCUGAAGGUUCGUCUGCUUUGGUGGAGAGGAGAGGCCGAGGAAUUGAGGCGUUUCCAAAAUAAUUCAACUUCAAACGGUAACUUAGAAAUGUAUUUCUGGAGCUUUGCUAAUGAGAAGUGAGUUUGCUGAGCGUCUGCAAAAGCGCAGUCCGGUGUAAAUCCGCAUUCGGUAUUAAACACAGACAACAGCGCAACACUGAAUAGAGACCGCAGAGGGACAGACAAGAGGCUGCUAUCACACUAAUUCUCUCUCAGUCCCUCACAAUGGGGUAGUGCUGUGUGGCGGGAGUGCUGAGCUGGCGUAUUUCGGAGGUUAGAUUUACUGUGUGCUAUUGUGUGGGAUAUGGGCAAGGUUCCAGCCCAAGCCCUGGGGAGGAGAGCAGAGAGCGAGCGGGAGAGGGAGAGGGAGAGAGAGAUCUGCUUACAGUCUGGUUGUGUUCCACUCCUCUGUCACUGUUACAGUUGAUAACAAUCGUGCAGAGACGUGCGUGAAAAAGGCAAACCUAAGACGCUUAAGAGCUGUCUUCACACUGUCUGGAUACAUGACCAGAGCACAGACCAUGGCGAAUACAGCACAGGACGAUUACAAGAUCCAGUCAUUUGAUGUGGAGACGCAGCAGCUGCUGAAAACAGCCUUAAAAGAACCAACCUUGGUGGACCUGGAGAAAGUGGCGAGCGUGAUAGUGGAGCAAUCGAUGAAGGAUUUGGUGUUCAGUAAGGAAGCAGGUCGCAUCUGCUACACCAUUGUCCAGGCUGAAUGCAAACAAAGUGGGAAUAGUGUUUUCCGGGGAAAACUGCUGAAUCGCCUGCAGCAGGUGUUCCUGGCCAAGGACGAUAUCCGCAGUGACUCAAUCAACGAGUGGGUCUGCCUCGUCACCUUCAUCUGCAACAUCUUUGAUUACCUGAAGGUAAACAACAUGCCCAUGAUGGUGCUGGUUAACCCCGUGUACGAUUGCUUGAUGCGGCUGGCUCAGCCUGAUUCUCUGCAGAAUGAAGAGGAGGUGGACUGCUUGGUGCUGCAGUUGCAUCGCAUUGGGGAACAGCUGGAGAAGAUGAACGUGCCGAGGAUGGACGAGCUCUUCUGCUUGCUGCGAGAUGGCUUCCUGUUGCAGGAGCGUCCCUCCUCCCUCUCCCGCCUGCUGCUCCUGGAGAUCAUCGAGUUCCGUGCUGGCGGCUGGAAGAUGUCGGACAUGGGCCAGAAAUACUACUACAGCGAGGUGGUGGACUGAGCCGGGCCACAUUUGCUUUGGCAAGAACAGAAGAAAUCCCGUGUCCAGCCAGCCAACUCCCUGCCACCAUUCUGCACAUCAAACUUUCUGCAAAUUUGGGAAACUGAAGUUGGGAGGAUUUUCACCAGCAAAAAGGAACUCAACAGUCCUGAUUGGCAAGUGUUUGUGCAGUGCCAUGUUACUUACUUUAAGGCUGUUUUGUGGAUUGAAGAUUAUUUUUUAAAGAAACAAAAUAACCCAAAGGUUUCUCUUUUUUUUAAAUGAUGAGAGCUAAUGCAAACCACUUGUCCCCAUUGCUGCCUUGCGGUGUAAGCUGUACGAUAGGGUGCCCGCCCGCCCGCCUACUGGAGGGAGAGAGAAGAUAACGAACCCACCACAGGGCAUGUCAGGUGUCGGUCUCUUUAUUCAGUGAAUCUGGCUUUCGCAUCAAUUUGCGUUGUGAUUGUAACACCAAUUUCCCAAAGCAAUGGGAAAACUUCCCAAUGUUCUUACAUUCUACCACAAGUUGACUUCGCUAGUGUGGACUAUCUCACUCGAGCACAGCAGCAGACUGACCGAGUGAUUUUCUGCCCCUCCUUCCCCCUCACCACCCACCCCCUCCACCCCAGCUAGAAAUUAUUAAUGGAGCCAGUUUACAUAAAAUUUGAACCAAUGCAGUACUUAGUCCCUGCCAUGAGGGGUCGCUAGCAUCCAAGGAAAUUGCUGAUUAUACAGCAAUGCUUCAGCCAACUGGAGCAGAAUAUCAGCGACAUUCUUCUGCGAUCCGAUGGCCUAACCAAAGUCUGAGUAGACAGUAAACGCAGCACCCGACUCCAGUGGAUGCUGUUUUUUUAGAAAUGUUUUUUCAAUAAAUGAGGCAAUUUCCUUCUGA